This is a messenger RNA of Trichomonas vaginalis G3, 1026 nucleotides long. Its product is annotated as pecanex family. Bases 1 to 1026 code for a protein of 341 amino acids. The transcript has a single exon. Gene Ontology annotation, cellular component: membrane. NCBI's taxonomy places the organism in Eukaryota, Parabasalia, Trichomonadida, Trichomonadidae. The record is from RefSeq and is a predicted model, not a curated record.
AUGCAUUUAUUCAUUGAAAUUAUUUCUAGAGAUUCAUAUUGUGUAAAUUUCAGAAUUUCAGGGCUUGAAUAUACUAAUGAAACUAUUUGUCACACGUCAGAAAGAAACACAUUAACAGACACAAGACUUAGUUUUGAAGAUUCUAUUUCUGAAAAUACUUCUCAAUCAUUUAUUUCUUUGCAAUGUUCUUUUCGAUUUUUAGCUAAUAAAAUUCCAUUAGAUACUAUUGAAGUCAACAAAUAUAGUUAUCAAUCAUGGUUCUCAGGUAUUUCGCAGGAAGAUCUCAAGAGAUGUUUUCUUUUGACGCUAAGUCUUGUUCUAAGAGAUUAUGGAAUUUUCGAAAUUGUUGAAAAUCAACAAGAAUUUGUUAAUGAUGAUUUAAGAGUUCUUUCAACAAUUGGAGCAAAAUUUUCAGUUGAUGACCAAAUGAAAAUCCAGAAAAUCAUUGAUAUUAUUAAUCAUUCUAUUGCAGAAGGUUUUUCGAUUCGAGUUAAUAAGAUUAUUUGUUUGUUUUCUGAAACGAAUCAUUAUGAAAUUGAAGAUGAUGUUGAUAUUGAUAUUGAUCGUUUUGAUCUUGAAAAUAUUCUUUCGUCAUUUACUCGUAGAUAUUUAGCAGUUACAUGCGGUGUUGUAUUAGGAUAUAGCACAGAUAUUGCAUAUAUUGAUGAAUUGUUUGUUGCAAUUCCAGCAAAUUCACCUGAAUUCGAAGAUUCAUUUAAGAAUUUCCAAAAAUAUAUUGUUACUAUCCAAUCUAAUGAAUAUUUGUUGAUAUUUAAGAACUGCAAUUCUCAUUGGAAUUUCUUUUCAUAUAAUAGUUAUGCCGCACGUAGUUUGUGGCAAAGCGAGGCCACUUCGUGUCUUUAUUUCCAGAAUGAUAAUCAAGAAAGAAAUUCGAUCCAAUCUAACCAUUUCCAUUUGAAUAAUUUAGUUAUUCAAGCUUGCAACCAACCUAUUGGAUACCCUGCAUAUGUUUCUCCUGUUCUCACAUCAUAUGCACAUCCUCAUGAAAUCAAAGUUUUUUAUUAA